This is a messenger RNA of Peromyscus maniculatus bairdii (prairie deer mouse), 898 nucleotides long. NCBI's taxonomy places the organism in Eukaryota, Metazoa, Chordata, Mammalia, Rodentia, Cricetidae. The record is from RefSeq and is a predicted model, not a curated record.
AGCAACGACAAUGGAAGAACAUUGCACAGUGAUUUUAGAGAAAAUGUCACAAUUAAUCCUAGAAAAUAUGCCAAAGGCUGACUACUCCAGCUUAUUCAAUGAUUUUGUUGAAUCUGAGUUUUUCCUGAUUGACGGAGACUCCCUACUUGUCACAUGUGUAUGUGAGAAGUCACUUCAGCCAGGACAGAGUCUCCAUUUCUUCUACCUGGUUGAGCGCUACCUGAUGGAUAUUAUUAGCAAAGGAGGACAGUUUGCCAUAGUUUUCUUCAAGGAUGCUGAAUAUGCGUACUUCAAUGUCCCUGAACUUCUCACCCUGAGAACUGCUUUAAUUCUGCACCUUCAGAAGAAUACCACCGUGGAUGUUUGGACUGACUAUUCUAGAUGCUUGUCAGAAGAGUGGAAUAAUGUCUUGGGUCAGAGUUGCCCAUAUUUCUUGAUUAUUGCUGACGAAGGCUUGAACAACAAGCAGACACACCUUUUCAACUUCAUAGUCAUUCAGUCUUGGGCAGUGAAGGUCAACAUCGUGCUCUUUUCAGGGCAGAGAUCUGACAUCCUCCGUCUUUAUGCAUAUUUUAUGCAAAGCUCACAUUCAAAGCAGAUGUUUUUCAAGAUGUUUAAGAAGGAGAUUAUGAUUGCUUAUAAAACCCUGAUUCGACAGUUGGAAAAAUAUAGAGACCGGGAUUUAACAACUCUGUUUGGAGAUUUAAAAUUCAAUAAUAUGGUGGAAAAGGCUUGUGAGACUCUAUCUCUGCUUAAGCAGCUCUGGCCAGAAGGAUCUGACAUCCGACGAGUCCUCUCUGUCACUUCGUGCUCCCUCUCCUUGGAAAUGUACCACCGUUUUUUAGAAAACAGAGAGAAGAAAGCAUCCAAGCAGACGGGCGAAGGCAAACAGGUGUAG